Aethina tumida (small hive beetle) is the source of this 1704-nucleotide messenger RNA. Its product is annotated as serine/threonine-protein kinase STK11. The coding region runs from base 106 to 1470 and encodes 454 amino acids. Gene Ontology annotation, cellular component: cytoplasm; nucleus. Gene Ontology annotation, molecular function: protein serine/threonine kinase activity; ATP binding; protein kinase activator activity. Gene Ontology annotation, biological process: DNA damage response; glucose homeostasis; establishment of cell polarity. The transcript has 6 exons. NCBI's taxonomy places the organism in Eukaryota, Metazoa, Arthropoda, Insecta, Coleoptera, Nitidulidae. The record is from RefSeq and is a predicted model, not a curated record.
CUGAACAACAAAAAUAAGAAAAAAUGGCAUGAGAAAUGACAUCUAAUUUGGGUUAAGAUUGGAAAAUACAAUAAUAAAUAAAAGUAAAGUGAUUUUAGUUUAAUUAUGGACAACAAGAUGUGUAAUAUAAGCAGGAGUUUUAAUAGCAGUGAAGAAGGUGAUACUGAAAAUGAAGUGGAACUAUCAAAUAAAAUAUUCAGUGUGGAAAGUGUAGAAGAAUUGCAACCCAUAAAUCCGUCGGGAAGCACACAGAACUGGACAUUUAACGAAUUAGUCGAUCUCGACGAUGAAGUGGAUGGGGGUAAUUUAAAUAAUUUUUUUCAUAGAGUAGACAGCGAUCAAAUUAUAUAUCAAAGUAAAAAGCGUGAACUGAAGCUGAUAGGAAAAUAUGUGAUGGGUGAACUGUUGGGUGAGGGUUCAUAUGGGAAAGUUAAGGAAAUGUUGGACUCAGAAACGCUGUGCCGGAGAGCUGUGAAAAUUUUAAAGCAAAGGAAGCUGCGCAGGAUACCAAAUGGUGAACAAAAUGUACAAAGAGAAAUAAAACUCCUUCGACAGCUCCGCCACAAGAACGUCAUCCGUUUAAUCGACGAGAUGUACAAUGAGGAGAAACAGAAGAUGUACCUGAUCAUGGAGUUCUGUGUUGGCUCAUUGCAGGGCAUGCUUGACUCCACAAAAGAUAAAAAGUUUCCUGCCUUUCAGGCGCACGGCUAUUUCGUGCAGCUCAUAGACGGUUUGGAAUAUCUCCAUGGCAAAGGCAUCAUUCACAAAGACAUUAAGCCCGGAAAUUUAUUACUGACUUUGGAGGGCGACUUAAAGAUCACUGAUUUGGGUGUUGCUGAGAUUAUAGACAUAUUUGCUGAAGACGACACUUGCUAUCAGAGUCAGGGUUCGCCAGCAUUUCAGCCACCCGAAAUAGCGAAUGGUCUGGAAUCGUUUCCUGGGUUUAAAGUGGACAUAUGGAGUUCUGGUGUUACGCUAUAUAAUUUGAUUACGGGUAAAUAUCCCUUCGAGGGUGACAAUAUUUACAGAUUAUUCGAGAAUAUAGGAAAAGGUGAUUUUACGAUGCCCGACUCGGUGGAAGACCCGUUAAGAAGUUUGCUGUUCGGGAUGUUAGAUAAAGAUCCUUACAAACGCUUCAACCUUCAACAGAUACGUCAACAUUGUUGGUUCAAUAAAAAGCCACCGAAAACGGGGCAAAUGGUACCUAUACCACCGUUAAAAGGUGAUGAAUGGCACAAUAUGACCACAAUACCUUAUCUGAUGGAUCAUUACUAUGAUCUAUCAGAGAAUGUUGAAGAUGAAAAGUUUUAUACAGAGCAUCAGCUUAAUGAGAAGCGAAAUCAGCGAACGCAAAAUCAAAAGGAACACAGCCGCAGCAACGGCCAGGCUGGCACCAGCUCGAAGCGACGCUGGAAGAAGCCAAUUUCUUGCAUGACGGUGCGAAACUUCCCCGGUUGCAAGCAGUCGUGACGAUGCGCCAACGUCCGAUGUUGUUAACGUAUUUUUGAUAAGCAACUCAUUAAUAUAAUUUGUUGAAACUUGUGCGGUACCCUAAUGUUUUCUUUGUUAUGCAAUAUUUAUCAAAAAAAAAAAAAAAAUUUAAUGUGAUGUUUUUCAUUUUUACAGAAAGAUUUAUUAAAAACGCUAAGAGUGCCAUAUUGUAAAAUAAUUUGAAAAUAUCUACAUAAAAAAAUGAUUCUUUGA